CCUGAAUCAUUAAAUAACACGGUAUAUUUUAGUAAAUGUCUUUAUGUUGUUGCUGUGAGCGAACGUACAUUUAUAAAACAAUAAAAGAGUUCUGUUGCGGCAGGUAAGCGGACACCUCUUGCGGCGGGGUCCUGAACCAGGAAGAGAAGAUGACGGUCCACAACCUGUACAUAUUCGACCGUAACGGCAGCUGUCUGUAUUAUAACGAGUGGAACCGGAAGAAGCAGGCGGGGAUCUCCAAAGAGGAGGAGUUCAAGCUGAUGUACGGGAUGUUGUUCUCCAUCCGCUCCUUCGUCAGUAAGAUGUCUCCUCUGGACAUGAAGGAGGGCUUCCUGUCCUUUCAGACCAGCAGGUACCGUCUCCAUUACUACGAGACUCCCAGUGGACUGAGGUUCGUCAUGAACACGGAUCUGUCAGUGAGCAACGCCAGAGAGACCCUGCAGCACAUCUACAGCAACCUGUAUGUGGAGUACAUAGUGAAGAACCCGGUGUGUGACUCUACUCACAGUUUGGACAGCGAACUGUUCAGCAGCCGACUGGACGCCUUCAUCAGAGCGCUGCCGUACUACAGCCCACGAGCUGCCUGACACACACACACUGUAACACACACACACACACACACACACACACAGUGACACACACACACACACACAGACACACACACACUGUAACACACACACACACACACACACAGACACACACACACUGUAACACACACACACUCACACACACACACACUCCACACACACACACACACACACACACUCACACACACACACACACAGUGUAACAGUUUUAUAGUUUGUUGAUCUAAAAUGUGUAAAAUGAUUUAAAGAGUCAAACUGUGUCUGAUCAUAAUCUGAAUAUGUAAACAGCUCCUCAUCUGAGCUCCUAUUAAUACAAUCUGUUGUUGUUGUUGUUGUUGUUGUUGUUGUUGUUGUCAGAGGAGAAUGUACUCACCUUUCAAUAAAACAUCUUCAGUAUCUAAUAA
Molecule: messenger RNA, 991 nt
Organism: Dicentrarchus labrax (European seabass)
Lineage: Eukaryota; Metazoa; Chordata; Actinopteri; Moronidae
Product: trafficking protein particle complex subunit 1-like
Exons: 6
Coding region: 150-587 (145 amino acids)
Biological process (GO): endoplasmic reticulum to Golgi vesicle-mediated transport
Cellular component (GO): TRAPP complex
Source: RefSeq, a predicted model, not a curated record